UCGCCCGGGGCGACGCUCGGCCGCCGCGCGCCGUUCCCUAGCAACGCGGCGGACCGCGCAUGCGCGGAGCCCCUUCUCCCCCCCCUCCUUCCCCGCCGCCGCCAUUUUGAGGCGCAGCCGCUUCCCCAAGAUGGCGCUGGCCAGCGUCCUCCGUUCUUCCGAACCUCCCGUCGCUCCCGCCGCCUUCCCCCUCCUCACCGCGCCCCGGGACGGCUCCGGGCUUCCCUCGGGGGGGUUCGCUGCCCCUCCGUGGGGCACCGAGACCCCCCUCCCCGGGCCCGGCCUUCACCUGCUGCACGGCACCACCACGCUGGCCUUUAAGUUCGAGGAAGGCGUGAUGGUGGCGGUGGACUCGCGAGCGACGGCGGGUUCCUACAUCGCCUCACAGACGGUGCAGAAGGUGAUCGAGAUCAACCCGUACCUGCUGGGCACCAUGGCCGGCGGGGCGGCCGACUGCAGCUUCUGGGAACGGCUCUUGGCCCGCCAGUGCCGCGUCUACGAGCUGCGCAACAAGGAGCCCAUCUCGGUAGCCGCCGCCUCGAAAUUGCUGGCCAACAUGGUGUACCAGUACAAGGGGAUGGGGCUCAGCAUGGGCACCAUGAUCUGCGGCUGGGACAAGAGGGGACCGGGUCUCUACUACGUGGACAGCGAGGGGACGCGGGUGCCGGGUCAGGCCUUCGCCGUGGGUUCGGGUUCCACCUACGCCUACGGGGUGUUGGAUCGGGGUCGGCGCCGAGGACUGUCGGCGGAGGAGGCCCGCGACCUGGCGCGCCGCGCCAUCUACCAGGCGGCGAGGCGCGACGCUUAUUCGGGGGGACGCGUCACCGUUUAUCACGUCGGGCCGGGCGGUUGGCGCCGCGUCUCCGUCGACAACAUCGCCGAUCUGCAGGAGCGCUACGCCGCCGAGGAGGCUCCCGCCUGAACCGCGGCGGGG
Molecule: messenger RNA, 934 nt
Organism: Harpia harpyja (harpy eagle)
Lineage: Eukaryota; Metazoa; Chordata; Aves; Accipitriformes; Accipitridae
Gene: PSMB5
Product: proteasome 20S subunit beta 5
Cellular component (GO): proteasome core complex
Molecular function (GO): threonine-type endopeptidase activity
Source: RefSeq, a predicted model, not a curated record